This is a messenger RNA of Vigna umbellata (rice bean), 694 nucleotides long. RefSeq lists its product as uncharacterized. Gene Ontology annotation, biological process: innate immune response; regulation of developmental process. NCBI's taxonomy places the organism in Eukaryota, Viridiplantae, Streptophyta, Magnoliopsida, Fabales, Fabaceae. The record is from RefSeq and is a predicted model, not a curated record.
AUCAAACACAACUUUCCCCUUCUUCUCUCGCUCUCUCAGAUUCCCCAACAAACACACCAACUCUACAUUUUUUUUUCUAAAUUAAAGAUGACAAGCAUCACGAAAACUCGGGCCUUUGCAGUUCUCGUUUUACUGGUGAGCACUGCUUUGAUGGGCUUAGAAGCCCGUCCUCUGAGUAUCAUUGAGACGGGAAACUCCGCCACUGGAGGAGCGGUUCAAGUGGUGGGUUUCUUCGAUUGGUUAGGUCUUGGAGGGAUUAAGGACUCAGGUCCUAGUCCUGGAGGGAAGGGUCAUCAGUUUACAAAUAGCAACACCCUUGGUGGAAUCAAGGACUCGGGUCCAAGCUCCGGAGGAGAGGGUCACAAAUUUACCAACAGCGACACCCUCGGUGGAAUUAAAGACUCCGGUCCAACCCCUGGCCAAGGACACUGACAUCUUCAUGCUCCACACACACCCUCCGUUUUAGGGACUACGUGCCAGAUAAUUCUCAAAAAGAUUCCUUUAGUUGGAAAAUAGGUUUCAGGUUAAUUGAUUCCUUCAUUUCUUUAAUUUCUGUCUAAAUUUUUCAUUUCACUUCAUUCUUCGGAUCGUAAUAUUGUAAUAUUGUAAUGUUCCUGUUGAUGGACUAUAGUUCAGAAUUCAAAUUGUUGUUAUUUUCGUAGUGACAGUGGUAAAGUAAGAACAGAGUAAUGCA